CCCCGCGCAUGCGCAGAGCGGCGGCGCAGCCUCGGCGGAGGGAUGCAGGCGGCCCUGGAGAUCACGGCACGGUACUGCCGUAGUGAGAUGGAGCAGUACGGGCAGUGUGUGGCUGCCAGCCCGGCCUCCUGGCAACGAGACUGUCACAGGCUGCGCCUCAGCAUGUCCCGCUGCGCCGCCGCGCACCCCAUCGUGCAGCAGAUCCGCCGUGACUGCGCCGAGCCGUUCGCCGCCUUCGAGCAGUGCCUGAAGGAGAACCAGGCCACCGUCACCAACUGCAGCGACCACGUCAACGCCUUCCUGCUCUGUGCAGACAGGGUGAAGCCCUCCACGUGAGGGGAGCCUCGGAGCUUAACAUUCACCUUCUGGAGGGAGUGGAAAGACUUUGUGUCCUCUGGAGUAUCGUUCCAAGGCUUGGUGGGGUUGGCUUUUGCCCUGUGACCUGGUCUGCUCGGUUGUGGUGACACUGUGCUGGUCUCCAGCCCACUGCUGGACUCUGACCGGGCUGCUGGAGCCUUCCUGAGCCGUUGGCACUUGUGUGCUGCCAGCGUUGGGUUUUGUCUGCUGAGCUGCCUCUGAACACUUGAUAAGUAAAUAAAUCACAGGACUGGGUUGAAGUGACACUAAAGGAUCAGCAGCAACCUGCAGAUGUGCUUGGGUAAGGGCUGAAAGCUAAAGACAACCCCUUGGUGCUCCUCAUCAGUUCCUUUGGUAAUUAGGCACUGUAUUUUCCUUUCAUCCCACUAAUAAAAGACCCAAAGCCGGUUCUGGCUUUUCCUCACUGCCAGUGGCAGCUGCUCUCAGA
Molecule: messenger RNA, 805 nt
Organism: Colius striatus (speckled mousebird)
Lineage: Eukaryota; Metazoa; Chordata; Aves; Coliiformes; Coliidae
Gene: CHCHD5
Product: coiled-coil-helix-coiled-coil-helix domain containing 5
Exons: 4
Coding region: 43-336 (97 amino acids)
Source: RefSeq, a predicted model, not a curated record